AGGUUUGAAUGCGACACAAAAUGGAGGCGCAGUUCUGUUUAACUUUCUGUUUCUUUUUCGAUUCUCGACGCUUCGACAGCAAGCAGCCGUCUGCCUGUUAGACGAGAAGCGCUUAGCAUUACAGCAUUCGGCCCACUUUCGAGCAAAAUAAGCGUGGAUACAAGUUUCCCUGACCAAUACAAUGUAAAGCGCAGAUAAACCAGUAGUGACAGUUUGCUUGUAAGCCGCUAAUUUUCUAGUUACGCCCAACCUCAGACGGUUUAGCAGUAAGCUAGCUGUGCUAGUCUCACUUCCUGGUUGCACAACAGUAUCCUUGAAAGCUGAGACGAAAUCAGUUUUCAGGCGAGCUAGAGAAGAAAAAAUAGAUAGCUGCAGAAAGUAUGUUUCCUUAGGCUGAGUGGAAUAACUGAAAUCUUUGAUGAGUUUCCUUGGAAUCAAAAUAAUUGUAUAUUUCGAUGAAGAGCAGUGAAGCAAUGAGACGAAAAUCGAAGUGAUCUUAUAUCAAGAGGAACGCAGAAACGCCAGCCAAUGCCUCGCCUUCAUGGAGAAUGACACUACUAUAUCGAAAGAAGGUCUUCUUGAGCCAGUGCUUCCUGGCUCAGUAACCUUUGAAUGCAGUAUUUUAGCACCUCUUCGUAACAACUAUUUGUAUGAGGAGUCCAAAGAGUCUUUUACCUACAAUUCAGCACAGUUGAUCAAUAAUGCAGAUUUACAAAAAAGAUAUUCUGCUUUCCGUGCUGAAAAACAUGAAAAGGGUUACUCUGAAGAGGAACUCGAGGAGUCGUUCGGCUUCUUGUUGCUUGAUGACAAAUCCAGGGCAAAUAGACUUGCGGAUUCAGGCCUAGUUGUUGGGCAAGGGACGUGCACCACUCUCGGAGAUUGUUCAAAGGGUGUGUAUAUCUCAAAGUACUCUGACUGCCUUGACCUAAAGCGCUGGUAUGAUGGCAAGACAGGCUACAUUGUUCUGCUAAAGUUGACGAAGGGUCGAGUGAAGGAGGUGACAGAAAACUACACACAAAACUUCACACCUCCAACUGCCGGGUUUGACUGCCAUGUAUCAGAGCAGCUCAGAGCAGUGUGUGCCACCACCAGCUCCUUUCUAGCAUUUGAAAGGACUCAGUAUUAUAUGUACGAGCUGCUGGAUGGAGGGGAAUCGGUUGAGUCAUGCCCAAGGCAUGUGUACCCAUUCGCCAUUGUGGCUUUCUCCUAUGGAAAAACUGCCAUCUCCUUAGAGCUGAAAGAGAAAAGCCAAGAAAAAUCAUCGUUUCAUUACCAACCCUGGAGUGGCCAGCUAAAGAUUGAGUCCGUUUUGUACAACAUUGCACUGAAGUCCAUCCAUGGAGCAAUGUUCCCAGCAAAUCUUCCAAAAACAGUUAAGGUUGACCAUGCCAUUGCAGUCUCUGAACUCAGGAAGACAUUGCCCCAAGCAGUUUUUGAAACUUCUCCUGUUGGUGAAGUUUCAUUAGAUGGCAAAUGGUUUAGCAUGUACGAUGUCAUCUGCUUUGAAGCAAGAAAUGACAUAGCUUUCUUAACUCAACAGUUGAAGGAGAAGGACAUGGCCCUUGUUAUAUGUUUGGACGAUGGUGGUUUCCUUGUACUUUUACAUUCAUCUAAUUUCCUCUCCUACGAAGGUGCAAGUACAGAUAAAGCUUUUGCUCUUCAAGGAAUGUUUGUUUAUCCUGGCUCCAGAACUGUGCCAAGAGAGACCAAGAGUGGAUAUCAUAAGGCUACAGUUUCAUCUGAGGUUCUUCAAGUUCUCCCCGCCCUGAAUUAUGCUGAAUUAGAAAUGGAGAAGUGUCCUCCAAAGCAGCGUGAGGAGCCCCUUGGCAUAAUGGAGAAACAUUUACAGAACUUUGCUGCUCUUAUUUUUCCAGGGUUAAGUAGCAGCCCUAGUAGGGAGGCUAGUAUGUUUCCUGAUCAAUAUGAUGUACCUGAUGGUUUUCCUCUGAUUGCCCCUAAGUGGACAGAACAGACUGGGGAUCGCCUCAGGACAUACUUGGAAAGUCCACGCAGUUUUCAAAUUCCCGUGGCUAGGGCAUUGGAACUCCUGGCUGCUGGCAAACAGCAGCGCAGUGAUGAUCACGAUGAUGAUGUCUAUUACUAUAUAUCAUCACCUGAGGCCCCUCAGACUCCUGCUGACAUGGUUUUGGAAAGAGAUUUGCCUAAUGAAACUGAUCAUUUAACUUGCAGGAAUGUUUCCGAUGACAUGAAAAAGACAGCUGAGCAGCAAGCUGAAACAGAAAAGACUGUAGCUGCUGAACUGCCCCAUUGUGCUUUGAUAGAGGAAGUCAACACACCUGCUGCAGCAGUGGUUCCAACAUCUGAUAAUAACCCAACUGAAAGAACAGACCCUUCACCCACGUCAGGUGACCUCCCCACAGAACACUAUGCACUGAACAUUCAUGCAGUUAAUACUGCUCAGGACAAUGAGAAAAAACCUGAGUGUGUCUCAGUUGAUGACAAAUCCGGUGGAGGGGAGUUUUCUGGGGCAUUUUUGAAAGAAACUCUUCAGACCACCAGUGUGGCAUUAUCAUCCACAGAAAUUGGAGAUGAUCCCUCAACUCAGGCAUCUAAUGCUGAGAUGGAGGAUGAUCAGUCAAAGAACAUAGACUGUUUAUCAGAUGUGCUCCCUAAAGUUGGAGGUCAGAUACCCGUUGCAGACAAAGUCCUACAGGAAGCCGACCUUCCAACAUCCAUUUCACCUCCUACUACAUCAGUAAAUCGGACUGAAGCAUUAAUUAAAGGUUGUAAAGAAGUACAGCCAGAGGCAAGCAGUAAUGUUCUUGCUGAGAUGAAUUCUGUGCCAAACCGGCGUGGAAAAAGGAGAAGAAGGAAAGCUUUAAAACGCAAGACUAAUACAGUCAGGCAAAUUACCCCACUUCAAAACACUACUUCAUCCUUAUCUCCUUCGACAGAAGCUACUCCUGAACAGAGUAGUAACAGUGACACAAUACAUUCCUCACCCAGCACACUGAAAAAAGAUUGGCGUUCUCUCCCAAGGCGCAAGAGGCACUGGAAUGCUGAUGCCAGUAUGAAGCGGACGUUAAGGUCAGAUUAUAAAAACACUGAAAUGCCAUCUGGUAAAAACAGUGAGACUGAGAAAAAUACCACCAUUACAGAACUUACUGUUACAGGAAACAUUAUGCCCAGUACACCAAAACGAAAAAUGGAAGGAAUUAAUAUGAGAGAACGAUAUGGCCUUAAGACAAUAAUCACAGAUUGUGGCUUUGUCUUUGUCCCCCAUGGCUCCGAAGUUCCUCCUGGAGACUUAAAUUCAAACGAAAAUAAGCAAGCUCAAGAAUCAUCCUUUGUCACAACCAACAGUCCUUCAGGGGAGAGGCCAGUAACUACACCAAUACAUGAUAAACCUCAGUCAUCAGAAAUGGAAAACAGAGGUGAUAAUAUGCCCCUAAAACACAUACAAAACAAUUCAGUGAAUCCAGCUAAGGCACUAUCCUCAGGGAACAUUACUGAGAAAGAUCAAUCAUCUGUCCUCGAAUCACCUGAAAAAAAUAAAAGCACAGUGAAAGACCAUGUGUACAAGGCAAUAUCCAUAAGUAAACUAAAAACAGUGCUCAAAAGAGCAAGAAGGACUAAAUCUCCUGGUGCUCAGGAUCAUGGGAAAUCAAUAUCAGAUAAUACAGAGCCUGAACUGAAAAGAGGCAAACCAAACAAUGACGCAGAGUUGCCAGACAAUGGCAAAUUGCCUCUUCAUGCAGAUGAUAAAAAAGGCAACACAUUACCGCAUAAUCCUGAAUCAGCUGGGAGCCAAGAGCCAGUGGAAAAUACACCAUCUAAACCACCCCUGAGGACCCCAUCAUCUCAGGAGAAGCGGAUAUCAAAGAUCCCCAAAAAAAAUGGUUGCAACAAUUUUGACAACUUUUCCCCUAAUGAAAUAGUUAAACAAGCCAACCAACAGCUCAUAUCUCAGCCAGUAGAGAAUAGGGUAGAAGGAAAGCAUAUUAGUUCUGAUGGCCAAAGCGAUAAAGAGGAAAUGGCUGCUGGUGUGCCUGCACCUUCAGAUGCUCUUAAUCUUCUGGCUGAUUUGGCCCUCAGUGUAAAUAGUGAAGAAAUGUUGCCUAACCUGGGAGAAAAACACCUUGGAGCCAAGACCAGUAGCUCUCCACAAACAGUCAUUCACCUGUUGCGGGACCUCACCCCCAGUUUAAAAUUACCCCCUAAAUCUCCUUUUCCAGAGGGUCUUGUUGUGACUGGGGAUUUGAUAUUAGAAAUAUCAAAAGAGCAUUCUUACUCACAGCCCACCUCUCUGCUGUCAGGUUUGACAGGCAUAUCCCCCCAGGUUCAGUCUCCAGUUGGAUGUGUUGAGUCUCAUCUGUCCAUGAAAUCUGACCUUCUGCUGAAGUUCCCUGAUUUCACUAGUUGUCCAGACUAUCAUAGUAAAGGAGGCAAAAAUGGAUGGAGAUUCCUGCCAUCAUUAAGUGCAUCAGCCCCAGCUGCUGUCAAGGCCAAAGUAUGGAGUUCUAUGUUUCUCCGCUGUAGGAGCAUCGAUGAAAAGGAGGGCUCCAUUCAAGUGACAAGACAUUGGAAAGAAAACUAUGAUUUCAAAUUUGACAGCAAGUUCACAAAUGACAGGCUAGACAAAUGUGUGACAAGAGCGCUGCAUGGCAAAUGGGAUUUCAGCAUUGAAGACAACUAUGAGCAGGUGCACCUGAUCUUCCAUAUGUGGAUAGGCCUGUUCUACAGUAAACCCACUUCCAGAUUCUUUCACUUCGAUCACCUCUGUCCAACAGUGGAAAGAAAGAAUCCUGCAAAGGUGUUACAGUGUGCUAUUCAGACUUUUACACCGCUGCCUGAUGUUGAUCUGGCCUCAAAGGAGGACAAAAAUACUUCCUUAGAUCCUGUGUCAGAUGCUCUUGACCUUUCAGUGAAAGCAUCUGGGGCUGUGGAUCACUGCGCUGCUGGAGAGAAUCCUACACCUAGUUCUGGUGUACAAUCAAGACUGGAACACCUGAGGGAAAAUAAAGAGCCAGAUAUUAGACCCGGUUUAAACUAUCCUCCCAGUGUUCUAGCAGGAGCCAUUCUUAAGGAUUACAGAUCCACUGUGGAGGACUUGGAUGAAAAUUCCACACCUGAUUAUAAUGACUGCAGUGACAUAGAGGAUGAUGCGACCGAUGUCACUGAAAGCGCUUACACAAAACUCUUGGAGAGCAAUAGCGCAUACAGUCAGUUGUGUGACCAUGCAUCCAACAUGAGAAUAGAUGAAAAGAAAUUGUUGAAUGUGCAAAAUAAUGAACUUGUUAGCAAAGACCUGUCUACAUCAAAGACCAUGAACAUAAAAAGUGCUGGGAUGAUGGGCACUGAGACAAAAAAUGUUGCUGUAUUCCACCAGGUUGUUAGGCCUGUCAAGCCUGUGAUUCUUUCAAAAGUGCAUGAUUCCUUACCUGGAAGAAAAAUCAUACUAAAGUCAUUGAGCUUUAAGGAUAAGCACAAAGACGAAGCACCUGUAUCAGUGCACAGUGAGAGUGUAUCCAAAGAUGAGCAGUGUGAAGCAGCAGUUGAUGAGGAAAAACCUGAAAGUACAUCAGUGUGUGUGCACUCUGGUAAUAAGAAUGAGUGUGUACUUGAAACCAUGCCAGGAAGCUAUUCUGUCAUUUCUGUUCCUGAGAAUGAUGAAAAUGAUGCAAGGAUUGAAGCUAAAUCUGUGCUUCUUAACAGAGAUGAAACACCUACGGUCAUUCCUGACGUGAAUGAUAGUACAAAGGAGAAAUCUAUGUCUGGUGAAAGCAAUAAUAAGGUAAUGUGUAAUGAAAUAGGAGACACACCAGAGGAUGUGCUUGACGUAAGUAACAAGCCAAAGCAGGAGGUCAAAUCUGUAAUAGUUGACACACCGAAUGAUGUCAGAAAUGAUAAAAUACUUGUGGAGAUGCAUGUUAAUGACGAAGCAACGGAGAAGGUCGGACCAGUACCUGAUGUCAGAGAUGAAGUUCCUAUAGAUAUACCUGAUGAGAAUCAUAAAACAAAGGAGGAAGUUAAACCUGUAAGUCAUGUCUGGAGUGACACCCCUGAGGAAGUGCUCGUUAAUGAUGAGUUAAAGGACAAAGUAACAUCUGUGUCUGUUAGAGAUGACACAUCUAUUAAUGAACCUGAUGUGAUUAAGUCAAAUGAGGUGGUCAAACCUGUGAGAGACAACACAAGUUCACAUGAUGUCAGAAAUGACACACAUGUGGGGGUCACACUUGUUAACGAUGAGACAAACAAGGUUCCAACAAUGCCUGAUAUCUGUGAUACCACGUCAGUGUAUGAUGGAGAAAAUACUCUUCAUGGUGUACGUGAUGAGGAUGAUAAUGCCUCAGAUGAAGUUAAUUCUGUGGUGAACAUCAGAGAUGCGUCUGGAGAUAGUGAAGCCAGUGAUAAGCUUGGUGUCAUAGAUGACAUACAUGUAGAUGUACAGGAUGUGGAUAAUACGAACAAGGAAGCCAAACCUGAGCUUGAUGUCAGAACUGAUAUGUCUGCAGAUGUACAGGAUGUGAAUAACAUAAAUAAGGAAGCCAAACCUGGGCUUGAUGUCAGAGACGACACACCUGCAAACAUACAGGAUGUGAACGAUGGCACAAAGGAUGAAACCAAAUGUCAGCCUGAUGUCAGAGACUGCAUCUCUGUGGAUAGACAGCAUGAUGUUGAUACGACAGAAGACAUGGCAGUCCAUGAAGAAGUGUAUGCCAUGGAGGAACAUGUGUGUGGGAAAGAUGAGAGUAAUACAGAUGAAAUAACUAAUGAAAGUGAAAGAAAAGUAGCAGAAGAGCCCAUUUGUGAUGCCGACAUUGAAUUAGACUCUGAGGAGCAGAACACUAUUGAUGAGUCUCAAGAUUGGACAGAUUGUGUAGAUAUGGAUAUCAGUGAUAAGGAUUCAGAAGAUGAAAAUCAAGAAAAGGUGCAUGAAGUGAAUGUGUCUGGUGGUGAAAUUCUUGAGGAAGACACUGUAAAGCUGCAAGAGGGUGAAAUAAAAACUGAGGCACUUGUGGCAAGCAAUUAUAAAGAGCACACUAGAGAGGGUCCUCAACCAGGGAUAUCUGAUUAUACAUCUGUAGGUCAUGUGAGCUCAACUUCCAAUCAGUUAAUUACGUUGAAGGAAAGCCAUAGCUCGACUGCUGUUGGUGGCACAUGCAUCCCAUCACAGAAUGAUAGUGAAAGCAUAAUGCUUAAUGACACCUUUGUGGUUCAACAUGAGACCCCUGAGGUCAAUCAGUACAAACCCAGAAAAGGGUGUGAUGAUGUGUUCCCCUUAACUGGAGUUGUUAAACCAGAACCAUAUGAAAUAAAAGACUCUAGCAUCCAGGACACAAUCGAAGAAGCUGAUGAUUUAGCAAUUUUAAAUGCGAAUGUUCGUUCAGACACAGACCCUACAACGUUAAACGCUGACCAGGACCCUCUUGUCCCCACAAUUUAUGAGAUGUCUGCUGCUAAAAGGGUUGAGAUACAUGACAAUUUUGACAGCAUGGAUGCAUCUCCACCAGCUCUGCAAAUAGAUACUGAGGCUGAGAUGAAUAGCAGGUGCUGUACCCCUACUCUGGAUGAACCAGUGUACAGUCAAGGGAGUGAUGAGGUUUCAAACAUUCAGGAAGUGAAUUUACAGGACAUUUCUAAAACCGAGCACUACUGUGUAAAGAAGAGCCCUACCAAUGCAUGGUUGGCACUUGAUAGUUCUGAGGAUUCGCAUUCUGAAUUAGAGAAGUCUCCAGCUCACAGAGAACAAAUCUUCCCUCAGGAUCCUUGCUGGUCUCAUAACCAAUACGAUGCCACAGUCAAAGAGAUUGAUGAAAGUAAGUCAGUUUUAACCGAUGAACAUGUGCCCGAGGAGAACUUGGUUUAUUUUGAUUACGACGAGAUUCCCACACCUAGAGAUACCAAAGAAAUUGAACCUCAACAAGACCAGUUUGGUAGUUUUUCUGAGCAAUAUGAAGAUGAUUUCUAUGAAGAGCUUCCUUCUUCAUGGACACAUAGUGCUAGCUUCAAAUCAGAGGGACAAAAAGAUCUCAGUGAAUGGUAUGCACCCGAUGAGGAUACACGUUACACAAGCAGCAUUUCCGUCCACAGAGAAGUUGCAUAUAGGCCAAGAGAGAUUACAGUGAGUAACUCAGACAUCCCUUGUUGGACACAAAGAAUUCAUUAUUCAGAGUCCAGUCCCAAUGUGGAGGAGCCAAAUGAAAGAGGUCUUUCUUUCAGACAUCGAGCAGGUUUAUCUGAAUCUAAUGAUGAGUCUGAGAGUCAUGGAUCAGAGCCUGUGUGUUACGGUAAAAAGAAACGCAAGAGAAAGUUCCAUCCAAAUGAGUGGGACGAAGAAGACUUUAAUGUGACCGUAGACUACAGCGUACAAAAGACCUUUUCAUGCAGUUCAAAUCGAUCAAGCAUAUCAAGGACACGAACGUCGAGCCCAUAUCAGCAUAAAGGAGAAAGCAAGCAUCCUUUUGACUGGCGCAGAUAUUUCAGGAGAGAGGGAAUAUUUGAGUCAAAUGAAGGGAACGAAGGACCAUUUUAUGAUCCGCCUUCUUCUAUCGUCACUAUGUUUGACAAGAAAGGUAAUAGAGUGAUAUUUGAAAGUCCUUCCACUCAAAAGCAAUUAGCAGGCAUACAUGGGAAGAGUCAGAGUGUGGAAGAACAGCGAUCAACAUCUGACACCCAGUCUUUAAUGGAACUUGAGUAUCUUAUUUUUUCAGAGAAGAUGACUCAUUUGCUCAAAAACUGCAAGACUACCUCCAGAGUGAAACAACACAGACUAAAUAUCAGCCCUGUUGAAAACCCUAUGACCAUUCAUUUUUCAAGACUUGAUGAGCAGAACAGUUUUUCUGCACUUGAUCAGACCUGGCCAACUCUUUCCAAGUUUAAGAUAAACGUGGAUAUGUCUGAAAGGAAGGCCUUGAAGAAAACUCCAAAUUACAGUAAGCCCUUGCAUCUCCAAAGCCUUUUCUGUGAAAGAGGUACUCAAGCAAAUUGCUCUAAGUUAUCAGACAUAACCAAAGAAUGUUCAAAGUCAUACCACACCAUGAUGAAUGACAUUUGCAUUGGUAAGACUGUCCCUCAUCAGAAAGACGAGUUGAAAAGAAAAUGGGAUACUGAGCGCGCUACAACUAGCAAACAGUCUGGAUUCUGUGGUCGCAUCAAAAAGGACAUGUUUGAUCAUCUGCAUGAUAAUUUAAACUCUCUUGUGAGGCAAGCGUGCAAGACCAAGUACAAGUUCUACGUCUUGGUUACAUCAUCGGACCCCUUUUUUGAGGAAACCAAGGAUCUGUUGAAAGCUGAGGGCCACACCGCAGUUGAGCCUUAUCAGUUUGACAUUGAUGCCAACGGGCAAACUCCUCUACUUAUUAUUUUGAGAAACGAGGAUAUUGCAGAACACAUAUUUGAGGUCCCACAUUUGCUUGAGUUAAAAAAGUCAUCCAGAGUUCUUUUUGCGGGCAUCGAUCAGCCUGACGAUGUUGUAAACCUCACACACCAGGAGCUUUUUGCCAAGGGAGGGUUUGUGGUUUUUGAUGAAACCGCACUGGACACACUGAAUUUAGAAAACAUGAAAAAGGUUGUGGGCAUUAUGGAAGAACUAGAUAAAAAAGGGAAGUGGAAAUGGUUUCUGCACUACAGAGACAGCCGCAAGCUUCGGGAAAAUGCAAGGUGCAGUCCUGAGGCACAGAGGAGGAAGCAGUUCAUCGACUGCUGCCAGGAAGCAGGAAUAGUGGAGGUCUUGCCUUAUCAUGAAUGUGAUGUCAUUUCACGGGAAAGACCAGACUACCUUCGCUGUCUAGUUCGCCUCCAGAUCCAAAACGUCUCUGCCCGGUUCCCUGUUUUCAUUACAGACACACCGGAUGACUCUUUUGAGAAGAAUGGGAUUUUAACUAUGAAUAUUUACACGUUCUCUCGGAUUCUUUCAAAUGACACGUGCUCGGUUUCAUAAACUGGUGGCUAAAAUGGUGUUGUAGCACAAUGAACACCCUACAUAUUUUCUUUUUGUACAAAUUGAAUUACUAAUUAUCUGUUGUUGAGUACACUUUUGUUCAUAAAUGUAAAUUAUUUUGCAAUGUACAUGUUCUGCUUGAUGUCUGUUACUAUUUAUAUUGUAUCCCCAAUUAAAGCUUUCACAUGGAGGCUUUAUGUACAAAGUUUGAUAUGUAUUAAUUUUAAAUACUGUAAAAGAAAAUCACUGAUAUUUUAGUGUAUCUCAGUUUUUCAUAUGGUUUUAUAAAUCAUAUUGACCAAUUUUAAUAAAACAGCUGAUUACU
Molecule: messenger RNA, 10229 nt
Organism: Pangasianodon hypophthalmus (striped catfish)
Lineage: Eukaryota; Metazoa; Chordata; Actinopteri; Siluriformes; Pangasiidae
Gene: tasor2
Product: transcription activation suppressor family member 2
Exons: 22
Coding region: 542-9904 (3120 amino acids)
Biological process (GO): negative regulation of gene expression, epigenetic
Cellular component (GO): nucleoplasm
Source: RefSeq, a predicted model, not a curated record